Leptopilina boulardi is the source of this 2486-nucleotide messenger RNA. RefSeq lists its product as uncharacterized. The record is from RefSeq and is a predicted model, not a curated record. The transcript is spliced from 8 exons. NCBI's taxonomy places the organism in Eukaryota, Metazoa, Arthropoda, Insecta, Hymenoptera, Figitidae. The coding region runs from base 107 to 1711 and encodes 534 amino acids.
GAUCACUUGAAACAGUCAGUUACCUUUCCGUUUUAAUACCGUAAGGAUCUACCAGUCACGCGAGCUUUCGGAUCUCUCACUUCCACUCUCUUGAUUAUCAACUAUAAUGAAGUGGAACGAAGUGUUAGUUAUUUUAUGGAUCAUCUUUUCACCUUCAAUUGCAGUUUCCUCUUCCUGGAGACCGGUUGUACCAUCGCAAUUGGGUAUUUUACAUCAAGAUACAUCAAUUUAUGGAAAUUCACAAUAUGAUAAUGAAAAUUUUUUUGGACAAGAAAAUGAUCAAUGCGCCCUUUACAAGGUUGCAAUGAAUCAACAAUUAUAUUUCGAGUACAUUCAAUAUAAAUUGGAAUUCCCAUCGAUGAAGGAGUUCACUUUAUGUAUGUGGACAAAAUUCAAGAAUCAUACAAAUGAUCACGUACUUUUUUCCUAUGCAGUGGGUAUUCAACCGAGGGGUAUAUUAUCAUGGGUAGCAAACACUGCAAGGAGUUCAUAUUACAUGCUCAACAUAGAUGGACAUAACCUUUAUAGAUUAAAUUAUCCUUUAAGAUUGAAUAAAUGGUACCACUCCUGUCAGAGUUGGAACGGACAUACGGGAGAAUGGCAGAUCUGGGUCAACGACGAGCGUGUAGGUCGAGGGUUCAAUAACAGGUUGGUUGGCCACGUGAUAAAAGGAGGGGGAAUCGGAAUUUCCGGUCAAGAGCAAAGACAACUUGGAGGAGGAUUUCUCGAAGGAGAAGGUGCACCUCCAGGCUCAGGUGGAAUGCUCGGAGAAAUAACUAUGGUACAAUUGUACGGUGUAGCUUUAACGGCAGGGAAAGCUCAUCGAGAUCAUAAGCAUCAUCAUGUUCAUCAUUAUGAACACGAUACGAGCAAUAAUGUUCCUCCUUCAACAACACAAGCACCUGUUACUGGCCCUCCUUUACCAAUGAAUCCUUACUUAACCGGAGGACAAAUAAAUCAUCAAGUGAAAAUUAAUCCCGGUUCUCAUAUUCAAAUUGUAAAGAAUGGUGUUACUCUACGUCAUCCAAGUAUUCCAUCGUCACAGAUGCCAGCUCAACAACCAUUUCCACCCGCAAAUCCUAUUCCAAUUCCAACUCCUUCUUCACCAUCACAGAAUUUAAUACCCGGAUUCCUGCCCGUUCUCAAUUCAUAUAAACCACAAUUCUUUAGCAAUAAAAUUCCCCAAAUACCAAGUUUGACAUCAUCAAUAGCAAAUCCAGUUAAUGGAUAUAAUUUCAUUGACAGAAGAUAUCGACACAUUGUCAGACAACCUAAAAGUCUAUCAAAACGUGACAAUACCGAUGAAGAAAUAACGGAACCGAAAUAUCCAUCAAAUGAAGACAAAGUAAAUUUCAACAUUUUUGGCAGGAAAAAUGUGACAAAACGAGAAACAGAUAUGAAAAGAAAACGAGCCCUAGUUCACUUAUCAGACGGUUCAAUAGUGGAUGAUGCAUUACUAUUGCAACAAAAUUUGGAAGAUGAUUAUUUUUCUGGUUUAGCCAAUUUUGGUGCAGCAUUAAAAACACCUGAAUCAAAGGAAGAAGAAAGAGAACCAGCUGAAGGUGAAGUAAGACAAGUUAUGGAUAUUUGUGAUGGUUGCGCUGGUGAACCAUUCGAAAGGGCUCUUAUAUUUGGAUGGAGAAGUGUUUCGAAAAAAUUAUAUUCAGGUGCUAUGCAUAUUCCAACAGUGCCAGUUUGCAAAAGUUUUUAAACUUCAAUUAUUUUAGUAAACAAAAAAAAAAAAAAAUUAAAUCAGUAUUUUUUUCAAUUUUUUUUUUUUUUUUUUUUAAAUUAUCGCUUUAUGACAAGAUCGCGAUUAUCUUUUUCGUGCUCGAAACUACCUCUUGAACGCGACGUAAAUUAUAUACUCGUAUUGGAUUAGCAUAUAGAUAAUUUAUAAAAAUCAUUUAUUUUUUAUUUUAAAUAUUCCAUUUAUUUAAGAUUGAAUCUAUUUUUUUAUACCCUAGAUGAUUUAAAUUAUUAUUUGUUGUUUUUUCGCGAUUCGUAAAAUUGUGCGAAUUUAAUUAUUUUUAAGAGUAAAUUAAAUUAUUUUUAAAAAAUGAAAGUAAAUUGGCGCAAUUAAAUUAUUUUAAAAUGGGAGGAAAAUAAAUUGCGUGAUUUAGUUUUUGUAAUGAAAAAUGUUGUGUGACAAAUUAUGUAAUCAAUUUUUUUUUUUAGUUUUUAAGGCACAAGUUAUGUCAAAACUUAGUCUAUUUUCUACGUGCUAGUUGUCUAAGACAAGUUUGCUCACCGAUGUGUAAAAUUAGUUUUCUCAAUAGACAAUAUGGCAAAAUAAUGACAUCGAUUUUAAGAAUUGCCAUAAGUAUUGUAGUAUAUAAGCUUUCUUCUAGAUUUUUGUAUAGAGAGAAAGUAUUGUGAUUGAUGAAAAUCGUUUAUAAUAAUAUAUACUCCAGGCAUUUUAGUAUAUAUAUAUAAUUUCUUUGAAUUAUUUUUUAAAAAUAUAUCAAUAUUUUCGAAUUUUAUAA